This is a messenger RNA of Trichoderma citrinoviride, 1344 nucleotides long. RefSeq names its product batten's disease protein Cln3. The record is from RefSeq and is a predicted model, not a curated record. Gene Ontology annotation, cellular component: membrane; vacuole. Bases 1 to 1344 code for a protein of 447 amino acids. Lineage: Eukaryota; Fungi; Ascomycota; Sordariomycetes; Hypocreales; Hypocreaceae. Gene Ontology annotation, biological process: regulation of intracellular pH. The transcript has 2 exons.
AUGCCGGGCUCUCCCGCCUCCUCCUGGGCUGUCUACAGGGCCAGGAUCAACAGCUUGGUCAAGCAUCCCAACAUGAGGGUCGUUGUCGCCUUCUGGCUCCUUGGCCUCAUCAACAAUGUCCUCUACGUCAUCAUCCUCUCCGCCGCCCAGGACCUCGUCGGCUCCCUCCCGAAAGGCGUCGUCCUCCUCGCUGAUGUCGUCCCGUCCUUCUUCACCAAGCUCAUUGCGCCGUACUUUAUCCAUCGCAUACCGUACCCGAUACGAGUCCUCAUCUUCAUUGCGCUAUCCGCGGGCGGCAUGCUCAUGAUUGCUCUUACACCGCCGUCCGAGUCGGUGCCGGUCAAGAUGGUCGGAGUGGUCCUGGCCAGUCUGAGCAGCGGCGGCGGCGAGCUCAGCUUCCUGGGACUGUCUCAUUACUACGGACAUGUGAGCUUGGCCGGCUGGGGAUCCGGGACUGGUGCAGCAGGUCUGGUUGGUGCAGGGUUGUAUGUCUUGUUGACGGAAUGGUGGGGGUUCACCGUGCAGCAGAGCCUGCUCUUCUCGGCCUGUCUGCCCGCCAUCAUGUUCAUCAGCUUCUUCUUCAUCCUCCCCUUGGAGCCACUGCGUCAAGGCAAGAAAUACGAUGCCAUUCCCGGGGGAGAUGUGGAUGAUGAAGUGGACGCGGGACAGGCGGAGCAGGACCUGGCAGAGAGCACUUCCGCUCUGCUUGCACCAGAGCCAUCUGUCCUGUCAGCAAACACUGCGUAUGCGAUGAGUCGGGCUGAGUCGCACAAUACGCUCCAGAGCAACCUGCGGAGAGCCAAGGCGCUCUUCAUCCCGUACAUGGCGCCCUUGCUGCUGGUGUACGUGGCCGAGUACACCAUCAACCAGGGCGUGUCGCCCACGCUCCUCUUUCCCCUCGAAUCCUCGCCUUUCACCGAAUAUCGUGAAUUCUACCCCUUCUACGGGUUCCUCUACCAGAUCGGCGUCUUCAUCUCGCGAUCUUCUACAGCCUUUAUCCGCAUCCACCACUUAUACCUGCCGUCUUUGCUCCAGGUCGGAAACCUUGUCCUACUAACGCUGCAUGCCAUGUUCUUCUUCAUUCCCUCCGUCUGGAUCGUGUUCAUCAUCAUCUUCUGGGAGGGCCUCCUAGGCGGCGCCGUCUACGUGAACUGCUUUGCUGAAAUCAUGGAAAACGUGCCGGCAGAGGAGCGUGAGUUCAGUCUCAGCGCCACGACGGUGAGUGACAGCGGAGGCAUUUGCAUUGCGGGCUUGAUCAGCAUCGUGAUGGAGACGAGUCUGUGCGACUACCAGGUUGCCCAUGGGCGCGACUGGUGCCGGAGGGUGAGCAUUUCGCGGGGUUGA